AUAUUAUCAUAACAGAAGUACAGCUAUCCUAGUUGACGUAGAGUUGUAAAAAAGAUAUCUAUAACCUAUAACUCGUAACUUGUCAUUUCGCCAAUAUUAUUAUAGUAUUAAUGAAACUUUAUAAGUUGGAGCUGUUAGAAGUUUCGAGCCAUUAGUAUUUAUAAAUUCUUUUGCAUAAUAAUAACAUGUUUGAUAAUAAAAUUAAUGGAACGUUAAAAGUAAAUUUUACAAAUUACUAGUUAUCUAGUUACGCUGUUUAAGUUUAUAAGAUUAUGAAAAAGAAAUCUAUAACGUACUACUUCUAACCUGUCAAUUUACUGAUGUUAUAAAUUGAUAAGUUAUUGCGUAAGAAGAUCCAAGUCGAAUAAGCAUAGAUAAAAAUUCAAAAAAUUUGAUGGAUCAUCUAGUAGAUUAAAAAGCUUAAAUUAUAUUAAUAAAAUAACAAAAUAUGACUGAAUCUUCGAGGAAAAUGGAAGAUAUUUACGAAGAAUUUAGUAACCAAGUAGAUCGAAUUAAUUAUCUAAUUAAACAGUUCACUGAGUUAGAAGAAACGAAUGGCAAACAGAAAAAGGAUCGAUAUUACUGGAACUCACAUUUGUCUACUUUAUCGAUGAACAUUUGGGCAGGUCAGGUGAAAUAUUUGGAACUGCAAAAAAAAGAAGCUAGUCUUAAAAAAUCAAUAUCGAAGGCUACAAAUGUGAUUGAUCUUAAACAACAAGAAUUGAAAGAUUUAAUAACAAAAAGGACAACAUAUUUCACGAAACAAUGCGAUAAAUUUCGAAUUAAAGGCAUAAGGUAUACAAACAAUUUUCUGCAUGCACAGACAGAAUAUACAAAUAAAAAUUUACAUGAACAAAUUGAAGAAUUUCAAAAGCAGUAUCGACAACUGUAUAACGAAUUGCCAACGUUUACAGAAAAAUUAUCAAACCUAAAAACAAUAUCAAACUCUGAAGAAACUGAAACAGCAUUGAAAGUUAAUUUCGUUUUGACGAAUAUAACGACAAUUAAUACUUAUAAAUUAUUGCAAAUUACGUGUGCUCAAAAUAUGCUAAGAAAGCUGGAGAAUGAAAUUAAACAGAAGAAAAUGAUACUUAAUAAUGUUCAAAAUAAGUGA
Molecule: messenger RNA, 1114 nt
Organism: Bombus pyrosoma
Lineage: Eukaryota; Metazoa; Arthropoda; Insecta; Hymenoptera; Apidae
Exons: 6
Coding region: 449-1114 (221 amino acids)
Source: RefSeq, a predicted model, not a curated record